Messenger RNA from Schizophyllum commune H4-8, 2520 nucleotides. Its product is annotated as vWA-like protein. Gene Ontology annotation, cellular component: COPII vesicle coat; endoplasmic reticulum exit site. The transcript has 17 exons. The coding region runs from base 1 to 2520 and encodes 839 amino acids. Gene Ontology annotation, molecular function: SNARE binding; zinc ion binding. Gene Ontology annotation, biological process: endoplasmic reticulum to Golgi vesicle-mediated transport; intracellular protein transport; COPII-coated vesicle cargo loading. NCBI's taxonomy places the organism in Eukaryota, Fungi, Basidiomycota, Agaricomycetes, Agaricales, Schizophyllaceae. The record is from RefSeq and is a predicted model, not a curated record.
AUGUCCGCCCCGCGCACACACAUCCCGCAACCGCCGCACACGGCCGGCGAGCGCUACAAGGGCCUCCGCCAGCGCAUCGACCCCGCCCAGAUCCCCUCGCCCAUCGACAAUCAGGCGCGCGACGCCGCCGAGCGCACGACCCCCUUCCUCACCCUCCCCGGCUCCGGCCGCCCCCCGCUCGCGACCACCGCGGACGCCGUCUGCAUCGACCAGGGCAACGCCGCUCCGCGCUUCGUCCGCCCCACCACCUGGAGCCUCCCCAACUGCGCCCGCUUAGCCAGGGAAUGCCACAUCCCGCUCGCCGCGCACUUCCAGCCCUUCGCGGAGCAGCCCGCGGGCGAGGAGCCUGUCCCGCUCGUCGCGCCCGCUCCCGACUCCUCCGGCCCCCCGCGCUGCGCGCGCUGCCGCGCCUACGUCAACCCCUGGUGCCCCUGGCUCGACGGCGGCAACGCCUGGCGCUGCAACCUCUGCAAGCACCACACCCCCACCGAUCCCGCCUACUUCUGCCUCCUCGACCCCAACGGCAUGCGCCUCGACCACCAGCAGAGGCCCGAGCUAUGUCGCGGCGCCGUCGACUUUGAGGUGGGCAGGGAGUACUGGGCCAAGGGCGCCCCCAGGCUCUCCAAAGAACACCCCGGCCUCCCACCCGUGCGCGAACCUCAACCCUUGACCUACGUCUUCGCCCUCGACGUCUCGCGCGAGGCCGUGCAAUCGGGAUUCCUCAGGGCAUCGUGCGAGGCGCUGCGCGGGGUCCUGUUCGGAGCCACAUCGUCAGCGCUUCCUCCAGCUUUCCCCCCAAAUUCCCGCCUCUGCCUCCUCACCUUCGACCGCGCUGUCCACUUUUACGACUUAAGGCCGGAUCCGCUGACCGGCCUCCCCCCCUCCCCGCCCCCCACCGUCAUCAUGGCGGACGUCGAGGACGUGUUCCUGCCGUUUCGCGAGGGCCUGUUCGUGCGGCCGGAUGAGUGUCGCGACACCCUCCUCACCCUCCUCACCACCCUCCCCGACCGGUUCGAGGGCACCACCACCGGCGAAAACGCGAUGGGGAGCGCGGUCGUGGCCGGGCUGGCCGGGUUGGCCCCCACCGGCGGCCACCUCGUCGUCUUCCAGGCCGGGCUGCCGGGCGUCGGGAUGGGCGCCCUCAGUGGCACGCCGAACGAGCAGGAGGCGUGGGCGAAUGAGAAGGAAUACACCCUCCACCGCCCGUCGUCCCCCUUCUGGCCGCGGCUCGCGGAGCGGUGCGUGCAGUGCGGGGUCGGCGUGAGCUUGUUCUUGGCCCCUGGGAGACCGGUCGGGGUGGCGAGUGUGGCCACCCUCCCGAACCUCACCGGCGGGGACAUCUUCUUCCACCCGCGCUUCGAGUACGCCGUCGACGCGCCCAUCCUCUCAUCCGAGGUCCGGAGGUUGGUGGGCAGGAAAACGGUCUACGACGCGGUGGUCCGCGUGCGCUGCUCGGAGGGCCUCCACAUCACCGCCCACCAGGGCGCCUUCACCCAGACCUCGCCCACCGACCUCGAGUUUGGCGUCAUGAGCGCGGACACCGCGUUCGGGGCGACCAUCGGCUUCACGGGUGGCCCCCUCGCCCCGACCGUCCUCGACGUGCGCGAGUUUGCGCACAUCCAGUGCGCGGUGUUGUAUACGACCGCGGAGGGGUCCCGCCGCGUCCGCGUACUCAACCUCGCGCUCCAGGCCGUCGAGCUCGCCGCGAACGUGUUCCACUACGCGGACAUGGAGGCCGUGCUCGCGCAUGUGGCCCGCGGGGCCAUGACGAAGCUCCCCUCCGAGCCGCUCUCCGCCAUCCGCGACGAGAUCACGGAGCAGUGCGCGCUGAUGCAUCUAGGAUACCGCGAGCGGUGCGCGCAGGCGGCGGGGGUGGGGCAGCUCAUCAUCCCCGAAACCCUCAAGGGCCUCCUCGCGCAUACCCUCGGGCUCCUAAAAACAAAACCGUUAAAAUCUCGGGUCGCCGUGGCGGCCGACGUGCGCGUAUAUGCCGCACAUAAGCUGCUAGCCGGCGGCGUGAAGGAGAUCGUGCGGCGGUGCUACCCGCGGGUGAUGGCGGUGCAUGAUUUGGAGGAGGGGGCGUGUUUGGCGAAGGAGGGCGAGAUCGUGUGGCCCACUCUGAUGCGCGCGAGCCAUAUGUUCAUGGAGGCGCAUGGGGUGUAUCUGGCGGACAACGAAGAGCUGCAGAUCCUCUGGGUCGGCGCGAGCGCCUCGCCCCAGCUCCUGCUCGACCUCUUUGGCGUGGACGAUAUUUUUGCGGUCGAUCCUAGGAUGGUGCGUCCCACCCUCCCCGCCCUCCCCACGCUUCUUUCCCGGCAGGUACAUGCCAUCAUCGCCAGACGCGCGCACGAGCGCGGCGGAAGAACACUCAAAUUCGCGAUCGCGCGCCAAAACCUGGACGGCGCGGAGGUCGAGUUCGCGGACAUGCUCGUCGAGGACGAGAACAACGGGAGCAUGGCGUAUUUGGAUUGUGAGUGUUUUUUCCCUUGUUUUUCUUUGUUGUUGUUUUGGUGGGAGUAG